Messenger RNA from Thalassophryne amazonica, 1946 nucleotides. RefSeq names its product CD209 antigen-like protein B. The transcript is spliced from 7 exons. NCBI's taxonomy places the organism in Eukaryota, Metazoa, Chordata, Actinopteri, Batrachoidiformes, Batrachoididae. Bases 86 to 1135 code for a protein of 349 amino acids. Gene Ontology annotation, biological process: biological process involved in interspecies interaction between organisms. Gene Ontology annotation, molecular function: carbohydrate binding. The record is from RefSeq and is a predicted model, not a curated record. Gene Ontology annotation, cellular component: external side of plasma membrane.
ACGAGAGAACAUGAGUUAAGUCGACUGACUUCUAUAGAUCAAACUUUACUGUAGGUUGGUGAGUAAUCUAUGCCGUUAUAUAGAAAUGUCUGAGGAGCUCUAUACCACAAUAGAUUUCACCAAGGUGGUCAGAUUUCAGGCAGGCGAGAAAGAAAAUGAUUGCAUGGAUGGAUCUAAUACGACGGAUGGAGUGCAGAUUUAUGACAACUAUAUGGUGCCAAAAUUAGAAGACAGUUCUACUGAGGACCAGGAAGCUGCUUCAGUAACUCCAGAGUCACGAAAGAAGAAUCGUGUCAUUGUUGCUGGAGUGUUACUGGGUGUGCUGUGUCUUCUCCUCCUCACUGCAAUCAUUGUGCUGGUGAUCCAGUUCAGUGAAGACAGAAGGAACUGGAACAUAGAGAGGAGUCAGUUUGAGAUGAACUACAACCUGACCAAGGAAAGAGACGACCUGCAGACCAAUAACAAGAAGCUAGAAAGACUCAACUACAACCUUUCCAACGAAAGAGACAACCUUCAGACCAAUAACACAAAACUAGAAAGACUCAGCUUCAACCUGACCCAAAACAUGAGCCAGUUAAAGGUUGAGAAAGACAACUUGACGGCCAUUAACAGGAACCUCAGCCAAGAAAAAAAGGAAUUACAGGCACAGCUUUCAAAGACGUUGGCAGAUGUAUGUGCUUAUGGGAACAGCUUUGGUGGCAGUUGUUAUUUGUUCUCCGUGAUACAAAAAAACUGGUACGACAGCAAAGCAGAAUGUGAAAAACGUGCUGCACACCUGGUGACUAUAUCUAGUGAAGAUGAACAGCAAUUCAUCACCGGCAAAGUCACUGAGGUACACUGGAUUGGUUUGACUGAUGAAGAGAAAGAAGGUACUUGGAAAUGGGUAAAUGGAGAGCCACUGAACACAAAAUGGAUGGACGGACACACAGGAUGGAAAACAACACCUCUGCAUGCAUGGAUUCAAAAUUCUACUCAAAAAUGUUGGAGGUACUGGGCGUGGGGUGAACCAAAUAACGGUGGCAACAAUGAAGACUGUGUUGUUGUUUCAUCAUCUACAUCUCUGGAAAACUGGAAUGAUCUUAAUUGUCAGCAGUUUCUCCAUAGAUGGAUCUGUGAAAAGGAAAUAAACCAAUGAAAUUAAUAUAUUAAAUAAGAGUUCCACAUGGAUUCGGGUGAGAUGAAGAUGGACAAUGAACUGCUGCAGCCCGCAAACAGGAGCACCCAAAAGAAAAAAAGGGAGACUCUUGUGAUUGUUGAUUUUUCUUUCUCUGAAACUCUUAUUACAAAAUCCUGAUGUUGGUUCUCCAGAAUACCUUUUUCCCAACUGACUGCAGCACUUCCUCUAGUGAGGAGCCUGUAAGAGCUUUGCUCAAUGGCUCCUCGGUACCAGUGGAGUAAAUGCUGUUUUCUCACAUUCACCUUUCCCCUACUGGUGUGGAGGCGAUGCUGCAUUUAUUUCUAGACACAUCAGUGGGAUUACAGUGAGAUGUAACAUGCUGUCUGAAAUCUUUAUAAUUUUAUUUUUAUAUUUUCUGAACCUGUGGAAACAUUACAGCAACAUCAACAGAGUAACAGGAUGAAAGAUCAAGAAGGACACACUGAAAAAAGAAAAACUUUAAUCAACUUUUUUAAAAUUAUUCUAAUUUCUUACAUCUACGUAUGUGGAUUAAACAUCAAAUUAUAAAUCGACUUUGAGACAAACUACUAAAUUAGGGUGUAACAAAGUAUAGUAUGCAUUUAUUUUUGUAUUUCAUUCAUUUUUCAGUAUUGAAUAUUGAUAAUUAUUUCUUCCACUAAGGAGGUAAUGUGAUAAUCUGAUUCAUCUGUUUGUUAGCACAUUUGAAAUGUUAUGAAUUUUGUCGACAUCAGAACAUUUUGUCAAGAGGAGACAAAAAGAAAUAUAUAUUUGUAGGUGUGAUUAUCAAUAUUAUUCAAUAAACAUUUUA